AUGAAAACUUCUGCUAAUGAAAAGCGUCAUAUUUUAUUAGACAAUGUUCGGAUCCACCAUGCCGUAAAGGCAUUGAAAGAUUUAGGUUUACCAAGUAUUAAAGAAUUAGCAGAGCAAAAGAACAUUGUUCUUAUUUACUUACCUCCUUAUACCCCCGAACUAAAUCCUACUGAAAACUGUAAUAGUGUUAUAAAAAGCUUUUAUAGAAAGCAUCGACCGCGAACCGAGGAAGAAUUAAGAAAAGUUAUUGAGGAAGGAAUAGCAGAAUUAAAGAAACACGAUUUGAGGAAUUAUUUUAAAA
Molecule: messenger RNA, 301 nt
Organism: Paraglomus brasilianum
Lineage: Eukaryota; Fungi; Glomeromycota; Glomeromycetes; Paraglomerales; Paraglomeraceae
Source: the annotation of a GenBank genome assembly